AAUUUGGGCAAAAUUGGCAAACAAUUGGUAAGCAAUUUGUUUGAGUUUGCUUGGUAAAUUAAUUGCACAAGUUUGCAAAAUUAAUGGACACCUGCAGAUUCCCAAAGUGCCAAUAGCUGCAUGUGUUUGUUUGUAUGCAUGUCUAUAUUAAUAUUGAAUUUAAAUCCCAUAAGCUUGCAAACGAAGAUGCUGUAACUUUGCCAGGAAUAUAUAAAUAAGUAUAUGGCCGCUAUUAAAUGCUGUCCCACAUUUUGUGUGUGCAAAAGCCAGUUUCUUUUCAUUAUUAAAAAACCAUUUUGAUUCUUGGCAAAUCUGGUUCCAUUAACCGCGGCCCAAAAUAUCAUUUCAUAUCGCGCAUAUGACCACAAAAAUCAUAUAUAAGAAGUGGCCAGCCUGCUCAAAGCCACAUCAAAGCGACUCACAGCUCAGUCUGGAUAAGCAACAAUCCUUAUUGAAUAAAAUUGAAAAAUAUUUGAAUACUCUAACAAACAUGGCCAACACGCUCAGUUUUGCCAUCCUCCUGGCUGCCAUUUCCAUUGCACUGGCCUUAAGCACAACAACUACAGCAAGUACACGGCAGCCAGUGCCCACUGUCACUGAAAAGUCCGUGGAAAAGGACGAGGCCAUGGAGUCCUUGGAACGCCGUGACAAGCGCCAACUGACUGCCAAUGGUGGCCAGAGCAGCCUGGCUGGUUCCACUGGCAACUAUCCCGUUUUCUUCGACGGCCUGAAUGUGAAUCCCCCGCUGCAGCAACUGCCGCCCCUGCAGCAACUACCCCCCCUGCAGCAACUGCCCCCCCUGCAGCAACUGCAGCCCCUGCAGCCGAUCACCGUGGUGACGCCUGUGGCCUCCAGUUCGAAUGCCCAGAGCCAGCAGCCGCAAUCCGGCUGGCUGCCGCAAUUUGGCCAGAAUCUGCCGCUCAUUGGCACUUGGGUCGGUGGCCUGCCCAAUUUGAUCAACGGCCUGGGACUCGGUUCGCUGAACGGCGGCUUCGGCACUCUGGGUGGCUUGAAUCUGGGCAACCUGGGACUGGGUGCAGUGGCGCCGGUGGCUUCGUUGCCUGGACAACUGGUCGGCUCGUCGCCCAAUCCACAGACGACUUGUCCGCUCACCCAGAAGCUCAACUGCCGCUGCGAGCCGCUCAUACAGCUGCCGGGUCUGAAGCCCAGUACCAAUCCGCUGAGGACGCAGCUGGUGCAGAUCCUGCGACAGAAUGCGCGCAAGAACGACGAUGGUUCGCAGGAGGUGCGCGUAGUGCUGAGCACUGGUCAUGUGAUCUACCAGCGGACGAGCAAGGAGCGCGGCCAGAAUGGCUAUCUGGCCAUGAGGAUCCAGUCGGGCAGGUACUUCACCAUCUACUACAGUGUCAACGAGAAGGAGUACACGGUGCGUGCGGAUGUUAAGGACACGCCACCCAGCUCCGAUUUCGAGGACGAGCUUAAUGGUCAGCUCUAGAAGUUGGCCAAGAACUUGCAACUUUUUUUUUCAUAUCUUUAACUAUCCUUAAACCUUAAACAAUGGAUUUACUCAAAUUAAAAGUGUGUGUUUCAAACAUACUAUUUAAAUGAACAUUUCCUGGCAAAAGUGUAACAAGUCUUGAAUAUCUCUAAGUUUGCACUACAAAUUUGUAGCCAGUCUCAUCAAAAAGCACUUAAAUAUGGCCACAUAUGUUGAGCGCAGCCAAUUUGAAGCCCGAACCCCGAAAUUCAACGUAAACUCUAUUAAUCCCUUUUUUAUUCGCAACUUUUUUUCGAACUUCUUUGCUACAACUACAAACUAGCUGCGCAAGAAAUAAACAACAAUGAAACACAUUUCAGACGAUUGCUCCUGGGGGACAAAAAGUUUAGCUACAAAGACAAAUAUUCAUGGGGGUGCGGCAAUAAACUAGCUUUCAUUGCCCCAAAUGUUGUUAAAGGGUUAACAAGAAGCCCUGCUCCUUGGCUCAACCAAUUUCCAAAGGAAACAACUUCCCUAAUUACU
Drosophila yakuba is the source of this 1981-nucleotide messenger RNA. RefSeq lists its product as uncharacterized. The record is from RefSeq and is a predicted model, not a curated record. The coding region runs from base 359 to 1456 and encodes 365 amino acids. The transcript has 2 exons. Lineage: Eukaryota; Metazoa; Arthropoda; Insecta; Diptera; Drosophilidae.